Messenger RNA from Geodia barretti, 495 nucleotides. The record is from the annotation of a GenBank genome assembly. Lineage: Eukaryota; Metazoa; Porifera; Demospongiae; Tetractinellida; Geodiidae.
AUGAAUCCCACAAUUGCCUGUUUUCUUAUUAGCCUGCAGUUUACUGCUUCACUCUGUGACCAGCUGACUGGUGGUGUCUGUCCUGACUUCACUGCCAUGUUUGUUGCAGGGAUAGACCAGACUGUUGACGAUCCUAAUGUCCUUCUCAGUGAUCCAGAGCAGACCUUCUUCAAGGAGAUAAUGGGGUUCAGAGAUGAUGAAAUUCAACAUGCUUUUGACGAUGCUGUCAAAUUCUUUAAUGACAGAUACGGUCUAGACUUCUCCCUCUCUCAACCGAAUGAGCAAAGUGUGCAUGUCCUUGGAAAUGCAACACUGAGUCUGUUUCGAAUCGUAGAAAAUGUCCACUACCUGCUGAUGUUGAACAACUGGAUUCAAACUGGAAACACUCGUACAACGUGUCGGGAAAUUCAAUUUGGAGGGAGCAAAUCCAUCACGGUGAGGAACAAGGUUGGAGAGAGCACACGAACCCUGUUUGACACCUCUGAGAAAUGCUGA